This is a messenger RNA of Scylla paramamosain (green mud crab), 1455 nucleotides long. RefSeq lists its product as uncharacterized. The record is from RefSeq and is a predicted model, not a curated record. The transcript has a single exon. The coding region runs from base 1 to 1455 and encodes 484 amino acids. Lineage: Eukaryota; Metazoa; Arthropoda; Malacostraca; Decapoda; Portunidae.
AUGUACACAGAUAAUUGGUUAAGUGGUGCAGAUUCAGUUGUAGAGGCAUCUGAAAAAUUCUGUAAAGCACGUAGUAAUUUAGCUGAUGCUAGUAUGGAUCUUACAAAGCUUGUGUCAAAUAGUCUCUUGAUUACAUCCAAGUCCCAUGACCAGUUCCUUGUAAGUGGAGAUGAACCUAAUACUGUGUUAGGGCUGAAGUGGUGUAAUUCACAGGAUACAUUCUCUUUUGUUGCCAUUAACCCAGACACCAGUGUUGAAAUAGCCUCUACAAAGCGGAGCAUACUUAGUGUUAUUGCCAAAAUCUUUGACCCUUUAGGAUUAAUUAGCCCCUUUGUCAUGUACGGCAAAAUUCUCUUUCAAGAACUCUGGAAACUAAAUGUAAGUUGGGAUGAAGAGAUGCCUUCAGAUUUGAAGUCAAAGUUUCAGAAAUGGCUUCUUAGUAGUCAAUGCCUCAAAUCAUUUCAUGUAAAUAGAUGCUAUUUUCCAGAGCUAUCUUGGGGGGAGCUAUGCAAUGUAAAGCUACAUGGGUUUGGUGAUGCAUCAGAGAAGGGCUAUGGAGCAUGUGUAUACUUGCGAGUAACCUUAGAGGACAAUUCAUCUAAGGUAUCGUUAGUAGCUUCCAAGUCAAGAGUCGCUCCCAUAAAGACUGUUACCUUGCCAAGAUUAGAGCUAAUGGGAGCUCUUUUGUGUUCAAGACUGGUGGACUUUGUUAAGACUUCCCUUAAGUUAGAUAGUAACACUCAAGUUGUGUGUUGGACAGAUUCCACUAUUGCCCUGUCAUGGAUACAAGGAGAAACUAGUAAGAAAGAUGUAUUUGUGUCUAAUAGAGUAAGGGAUAUCUUAGAGUUAACACCUAAAAAUUGCUGGCAACAUUGCAGAAGCAAAGACAAUCUAGCUGAUUUGAUAACAUGUGGUUUGUUAGCAGACAAGCUUGUGGAUAAUUCUAUGUGGCUGUUUGGGCCUAGUAUGCUAACAAACACCCCUUGUCAUCAUAAGGAAGGUAGUACCUUAGUCAGUGAUACGAAGGAAACGAGUACCAAAGGUACUGUCUGUCUCAGUGUUCAAGGAGAACCAGAAUCUCCUUUCAUAGACUUAAACAAGUACAGUGAUCUGAGUAAGGCUCUAAGGGUUACAGCUUAUGUUUUAAGGUUUAUUAACAACUGUAGAAAUGUGAAGAAUAAGUUGAAAGGCUCCAUCACUACUGAAGAGAUUGAUUUGGCUAAAUUGAAGAUGAUUUAUCUCAUCCAACGAGAAGAACUCUCUGAUGAAAUAAAGACCCUCAUGAAUAAACCUAUUCCUCAAGUGUCUAAGUUAAGCAAAUUGGACCCAUUCAUAGACGAUAAGGGACUGUUAAGAAUCAAAGGCCGUCUUAAGUUUUCAGACUUAGAUUAUGACACUAAACAUCCUGUUAUAAUACCCAAGGGUCCUCUUGCCAAGCUUUUGAUAAGAUUUUAA